CUCUCCUCCACCGUCUCUCGACUUAUCUACAGCCUCGCAUUCCUUUAUCUCUGAUUUACGUCAACACGCCCUACAAGCCCUUUUCCGAUUCCUCUCCAAUCAGUCCCCCGUCAUGGCCGCCUUGGCGCCAAGUUCCCUUUCCCCAGUAGAUCCCGCGGGAGUUUUGCCAACCCAUGUGCUUGAUCAUCGCAUAGUUACAACCGACUGUUGCAGGCAGCGUCCCAAAAAAAACUUUCUAGGCCUUAUUCCCUCGGAUACCUCGCAUCUAGAGCAAAGGAUAUCCGUUCCGGGAAUGGUCCGUGUGGGAUGUCCAGGUCCCAGUACCCAGGCCGCCGGGCUGCCACGAGGGAAGGCCUUCAUGGUACUCCACGCGAUAACGAUUUUACCGUUGCAGAAGAACGUCAAAUUUGUGCAAUUAUCGGGCCAGGGAACGUAGCCAAGAUUAUUGGCAUCAUAGUUUGCUCGGAAUGGUAGUGCUCGCUGACUCCUACUGCCGAUGAUCUGGAUGAUUGCCUGGCAAGACAAUAAUUGUUCGUAUCUAUGGACCUAUGUCAGCGAUCCUGUCAGAG
Messenger RNA from Aaosphaeria arxii CBS 175.79, 569 nucleotides. RefSeq lists its product as uncharacterized. The transcript has a single exon. The record is from RefSeq and is a predicted model, not a curated record. Lineage: Eukaryota; Fungi; Ascomycota; Dothideomycetes; Pleosporales. Bases 113 to 436 code for a protein of 107 amino acids.